This is a messenger RNA of Gasterosteus aculeatus aculeatus (three-spined stickleback), 950 nucleotides long. RefSeq names its product isochorismatase domain containing 2 (gene isoc2). The record is from RefSeq and is a predicted model, not a curated record. NCBI's taxonomy places the organism in Eukaryota, Metazoa, Chordata, Actinopteri, Perciformes, Gasterosteidae.
CCUGUUUACGUAAUUCUAUUGGUCGAUACACUCGCGUAGACGCGUGGAAGGCUGUUGAACUUGUGUGUCCUCUUAGCUAACAUGCUAGAGAAGUUAUUUUGAUUUAUCCGCAUAUUUGUUGUCAACGUUUCCAAUUACACAGGAGGUGUCGCACAGGACGUUGCACUUUGGGCUGUGAGUCGGUCCUGUUAAACCUGUCACACACUCCCUCUGAUCCGCACAAUCGGACCAUUCAGAAAACAACAUGGCACGUGUAGGCAGGCUCUCCACCAAGGACUCCGUGCUCCUCCUGUGUGACAUGCAAGAAAAGUUCAGACCCAACAUCUUCCAGUUCACCAACAUCGUCAGCAACGCGGCCAGAUUGCUCCAGGCCAGUCGCAUUCUGGGCAUCCCACCCAUUUUGACGGAGCAGUACCCGAGAGGCUUGGGUCCCACGGUGUCCGAGCUGGGAGCGGAAGACCUGACGGCUCACGCUAAAACGUCAUUCACCAUGAUGAUCGAGGAGGUGGAGAAGAAGCUGCAGGAGCUGGGGAACCCUAAGCAGGCUAUUCUGUGUGGAAUCGAGGCCCACGCUUGUAUCGCAUGCACAACAUAUGACCUGCUCGAAAGGGGAAUUGAGGUUCAUAUUGUGGCCGACGCAGUCUCAUCCAGGAGCCAGACGGACCGUUUGUUUGCUCUGUCUCGACUGAAGCAGAGCGGCGCUUACCUCACCACCACGGAGGCCGUCCUGCUGCAGCUGGUUCAAGACGCCAAACACCCCAACUUCAAGCAGAUCCAGAAGCUCAUGGCCCACCCGUCCCCUGACACCGGCCUCCUGUCCUUCUUCAGCGCUCUGUAGGGAGAUCGUCCCCAGUCAUUCUGUCCCACAUAAAGCGUGCAUGCACAAUGUCCCUGCUUCCAACAGGCUGAUGAAAUGCUUGAAUAAAGUGACACUGCUAUUAAAAAAUCUG